AUGACGGAGGAGGAACAUAGUCAAGAGAAUAUAUCUUUGACAUCUAUCUCAUCUUCAGCGGCAUCUGCAUCUCCUCGGACUGACCCGCCUAUACCAUUUAGUGAGAAGAACGAAUAUAAGCCCGUAAGUGACAAUACUGUGACAAAUGCAUACUAUCCGGAAGGAGAUGAAAGAAACUUUGCAAAUACCGAGAUUACAGAGCUUCCGCAAGAGAAAAAACCAUUGUGGAGAAAAGCAUACGCAACUAUAUACCCAAACUACAUCUUAAACCAUUUGGACUAUGUAUCGUUCAAAAUUGUGUUUCAAAGUUGGUGCUAUGUGUGGUCGUGCACCAUUUUGACUAUUGUUCCAAUGACAAGCCAUUGGUUGGGAACCGCUGCUUACUUGUUGCUUAUUGUUUCAUUCAUUACUAUACCAGGAGGUGCAUCGAUAAUAACGAACGUGUUGAAUGCUAUGGCUUGGUGUCUCGGAAUGACAAUUGCUCUUGUCCAUCAUGUUGUGCGAUCGAAAAUCCUCAAUGAUCUUCACCACGGAAUCACAGAACAAGAGUUGACGCAACAGCUAAUCCAAGAAGGUACAUGUCAGCUAGGAAACGAACUUGCAGAUUGUGUAAAUGAGGAAAUAUUUAAAGGUCGUUGGCUCACCACAAAGGGUGCUGCUAUCACGAUGCUAUCCAUAAUAUCGUGUACCAUUAUUGUGGGCAACAUGAGACAGAAACUACACCCCUUAUUUUCCCUAACCCAUGUCGGCGGGCAGAUUGCCAACGUCAUAUUCUCGUGCUAUGGACAUUUUUCGCCAUUAUACCAACCUUUAUCAAUUGGCUAUAUGAUAAUGAGACCUGUUGGUAUCUCACUAGUCAUGAAGGUUUUGGCGUCAUGUUUGAUUUUCCCAUCAACCUCGAACUUUAAUUAUAUACAGGGCUCAACAGGACUUUUAGUGGCAUUGAAGGAUGUAUGUUUGAAGCAUACUAAACUUUUCCAUACUAUGCGACCUUCUGUUUCAAAUUUUGCCAACUAUAAGGCAUUGAAGAAGGAUAUUAACGGAAUAAGGGCAAAGAUGGCGCCUUUGGAAAUUGUUGCAUCUACUAUUUGGUUAGAGUAUUCAUAUGGAAGGUUUGAUGUUGGAGAUAUUGGUCAGUUUAGAUCAUUAUUCAAAAAUCUUAUUAAUGCAGUAGCCAGUUACGCUUAUUUUUACCAAUUGUUACAAGAAAGAAUUUUCUUUGCAAGGGAUGACUUUUCAAUAACCCGAAGGAAAUCUGACGCUUCAUCUUUAGCACAUGGUCACGCCAAGUUAUUUAGUGCAAUUCAAGACUCAUACAUGAAAGUUGGAGAAUACGAGUCAAAGAGGAGAAACAAAAUUUUGCGGCAUUGGAUAAUAUAUCAUGGCAAAGGCCACAGAAUAAGUGUUACGGAUAUUGACAACAUUGCCAAGUUUCUUACUGAUCAUUUUGGCCCUCUUUUGGAUGUGUCAAAUUCAGCCAUUGAAGUCAUUAUCGAGUGGGUCAAAUGUGCUAAUGAAUUUCGAAUAUAUGCCUGGAUACCUGGGUCCUGGAAAAAGCAUUGUGAAAAGCAGAAAGAAAUGGCAAUAAAGGUGAAAAAUAAGAAAAAGGAGAUUGAAGAAACUUUGGCCAAAUACGAGGAUACCGAAUAUAUGAAAAAUAUGAUGUUUGACAGCACUAAAUCUGAGGAGUCUUUAUUAUUUUUAAUUAGUCAAGGUGUUUUGUUUCUUCAAACCAACAGGUAUCAAUGCGAUAAGAUAAUCAAAUUACUAGACUUGUUUAUUGAUUUGGAUGAGAGGAGACCAACUCCUAAAUUUAUCACCUAUUUCACUAAAACAAAGUACUCAAAACCAAGGCAUUUGUCGAGUGACUUGGAUGAAACUAUGCCAGAGUAUUUAAAGAGCAGCAUCCAAACAAGAAAUGCAGACAAUCUACCUCCAUCCAACAUUUUUCAGGAAGUAGGUUUUUAUGUGGUCAAAGCCUUCAAUUUUUUCUUGUCGGACACAUUCUGGUUUUGGAUCCGUGCCGGUGGGUUAAUAUGCAUUGGUGCUAUCCCAUAUUUUGUACGAACUACUGCGUAUUGGUAUUAUAACCAGAGAAUGGUAUGGUUGGUAGUUAUGAUUGCGGUUUCAGUUAGUGAAAGCACAGGUCAGACGGUGUAUGUGUUUCUUGCAAAGCUUGUGUAUACUUUUUUUGGUUGUCUUUUGGGUAUGGUUUGUUGGUACAUUUCAUGUGGAAAUGGUGCAGGUAAUUAUUAUGGAUACGGCGCAGUAACAGCUGUGGUUUUCCUAUACCUUAUAUAUUACCGGCACUUUUCGGUUCACCAAACACUUUUGCCCAGGAUUUUGUUUGGAGUCACCACUGUUUUGGUAUUGGGAACAUCCUGGGUAGAUGCCAAGUACAACAAAUCUGCAAAUGUUGGCUACGGAUUUAAACCCGCAUACCUCAGAUUCAUUGGAGUCGUUAUUGGUUUGUGCAUUGGUUCGCUCACGGCGAUUUUGCCGAAACCCAAGUCCUCAAAGGUUACUGUUCGGAAAGUGUUGGGUAGUUCCUUGUUUGAAGUAGGUAACGUUCAUUGCAAUAUUUCCAAGUUUGCAUUGCAACGGCUCGAUAACGCUGAUUUCCACCUUCAUGAAAGACACGAUGUGCUUGUGGCCCGAUUGAGAUAUCUUGAGAUGAGAAUAGCUCGGUUGUCUAAUCUACUCACGCCUUUGAGGUAUGAGUUACCUAUAUGCGGUUAUUGGCCCGAAAGCAAGUACUUACGGUUACAGAGACUUUUGGGAGACACGGUGCAAUUGUAUUUCAUGCUUUUAAGCGCACUCAACAGUUUAGAGGAACCUAAAGUUUGGAUCCCAAUAAUCAUUCAACGUGUGGGGUUAUGUCAUUCAGAGCUCGAUGCUGAGAUAUUUGCACUUAUUCACAUGGCAUCUAAUGCCUUAAAAACCAAGGAGCCAUUGCCCAAAAUAACAGAAGCGAAUGUUUCAGUAAAACACAUGCAGGUAUUGAGACAACAAUGGGGAUUAAACGAGAUUUCAUUAAGUGAACGUUUCUACAAUAAAAAAACCGAUACUCAUACAUCCAUAACUGAACAAUUAGAUCACAGGAGAUUUUUUAGUAGAGAUGGACAGUUGAAUAUUUUUGCAUUACUAGUUUCGCAUAUGAUAUACAAUAGGUUAGAUGAGAUAACGGCACUUGUUAAGGGUUUGGUAGGAGAGGUUUUCGAUUUAGACAAUAAUAUUUUGAAUGAGGAGGAGUUUGAAGAAUUUGAUCAUAAAAGCGAGUACGACGAAGAAGCAGCAUUGAUGAAAUCGGUCUAG
This is a messenger RNA of Lodderomyces oxycetoniae, 3315 nucleotides long. RefSeq names its product aromatic acid exporter family protein. The transcript has a single exon. The coding region runs from base 1 to 3315 and encodes 1104 amino acids. The record is from RefSeq and is a predicted model, not a curated record. Lineage: Eukaryota; Fungi; Ascomycota; Pichiomycetes; Serinales; Debaryomycetaceae.